UAACGUCCUGAAGAAAGGAGACUCAAGUGAAUGAGCGUUUGGGCUGCACCGGGAAGAGAACCAGCGUUUCAAAACAAAGGACAGGGACAGCUUCUUCACCUUUGCGCCUGCAAAAUCUCUCCACGUUGACUUCCCGUGUGCUUUUCAGAUGGUACCAUGGCUGAGGGAAGCUGCUUCGGUGCAUUGUAGCUGUUAGGGAUGACCAGAGAAGAAGAAGAGGGAAAAGCAAAGAAGAAAGUAUUGUGAGAGAAGGGAAAACAUCUGCUCAGAGAGGAUAAGAUCAGAACAGGGAAUCUACUGGACCUUUCUCUUUGUAAGGAAAGGAAUUUAAACUCUCCAGUAUCAGUGCUCUGUCCCUUUUGAAGGGCUUUAUAUUUUUUAUUUAAUUUUUUAUUUGUAUUGGUUGUUACCUUCUAAGAAAGAGUUAACACCAUGUGCCAUGUUAUUGUAACAUGCCGCUCCAUGCUCUGGACACUACUCAGUAUUGUAGUGGCCUUUGCUGAGCUCAUUGCCUUCAUGAGCCCUGAUUGGCUUCUGGGAUUCCCCCGGUCGGACUCCAGUGCGAGCGGGGCGGGAGUGGACUCCGGGGAGUACCGGCCGUCUCUCGGCCUCUACAGCCGCUGCCUUCGUGUCGGGGCCCGGGGAGUAGGGGUGAGCUGCGGGCCCUACGCUGGGACAUUUGGAGAAGUGGCCAGUGGCUUCUGGCAGGCUGCCAUGUUGUUUCUGGCAGCAGGGGUGUUAGUGCUAGGAGGAGUAGCCUGUAUCUCCAUCUUCAGCCUGUGCUUCCAGAGCAUCCUGAAGAAGAGCAUAUUCAACAUCUGUGGACUGCUCCAGGCUAUCGCAGGCCUGUUGCUGAUGGUGGGCCUCAUGCUGUACCCUGCCGGUUGGGGUUCAGAGAAGGUGAUCAGCUACUGUGGCGCUGAGACCUUGCCCUUUAGGCCGGCUCUGUGUUCACUCGGCUGGGCGUUCUACGCAGCGAUAGGAGGAACUUUGGGAUCCUUUCUGUGUGCCGUUUUGUCUGCACAGGCUGAGAUUGCCACCUCCAGCGAUAAGGUUCAGGAGGAGAUUGAAGAGGGAAAGAGUCUGAUCUGCCUGCUCUGAGCCUUCAGAAACGUUGGGAAACUCCAGGAAAUCAUCCUUGAUGUAAUGUCUCUGAUAUGGCCACUUAUAGAUCUCAGUGGAGGGAGGACAGACAUUGUGUUGAGUGAUUUUCUUCAUAAAAAUAAUCAGCUGGUUGUUAAGAAGAUAGAAGCCUCGGUAACCACUUUCUAAAUCGUAAGGCAUGGUGUUCAUGCCUAAAUGAUGAUUGAUAAAACUGCCAAAAAGGCUACAGCAGCAUUACAUGUAGUCUUAACCAAUGUUUUUGACCAAGAUACAGUUUAUUUUUGUAAAAUAUAUUUCCUUAAACAAACCACUGUACUGUAAAAGCAGGAGAUUAGUUAAAGAAAUUGGUAGUGGAUGUGUUGUUAGCGUUAUUGUAGACAGGUUAAACACUGCCAGUCAAACAGUGUGUAUGUUUGUAACGUCAUUAUAAUGUUCCUUCACAUGGUUCACCUGCAAACCUCAACAAACCACUGAACACAAGCAGGUGUGUGUGUGUGUGUGUGUGUGUGUGUGUGUGUGUGUGUGUGUGUGUGUGUGUGUGUGUGUGUGUGUGUGUGUGUGUGUGUGUGUGUGUGUGUGUGUGUGUGUGUGUGUGUGUGUGUGUGUGUGUGUGUGUGUGUGUGUGUGUGUGUGUGUGUGUGUGUGUGUGUGUGUGUGUCACACAAACUGUUGAGGUUCUCUAAAUGUCCAUGUGCUCUGAUUGUAUGGCACAGCAGGACAGCACGACUCUCUAGCUAACUUUACAUGUGCCACUUAAGGGAUAGUUCACUUUAAAGGGAGUUUCCCCUGUUAGAUUGUGUGUGGGUCUCUUGCAGCUUAUUAACUAGCGGAGUGUGUGAACAGAGCUGAAAAGGAACAGAGAUUUGCCAUAUGUUUCACUGGUCCGAACUUUGAGGGGAUGUUUGCUCACAGCCAGAUAAAGCAGGCUGCACCAGAGCUUUUCAUGGGUUACCUGACACACCAUAAAGACACAAUCUGGCUUUGUAAAGAUAUCCAAGACACAAACGAGUUGAUUAAAAAUUCAAAAGGUGUCUGUGGAGUCUUUGCUAGAUGAAAUGGGUAAUUAGUGUGACCAUUUAUUAAGAGAGACCUCUUUGUUUGUUUGGUACUUUUGAAAAUAACCUGAUGUUGUCUUUUGCACUUUGUCCUUAAUUCAUUUCACAUUGCUUCAUAUUCUGUUCACGUGUUUUCAUUUUCCCAACCAUGCUUCAUUAAGUUGCAGUAAAUGUAACAUCAUGGGAUUGCUUUUAUUCAUUGUAGAUGAGAUGUGCAAUAAUUCAACUAUAGUGUUUUUGCUGUGAGAGUGAGUGGACAGAGAGGAUGAGACAUUUCUAAACUGUCUGUGCUUAAAUUAAUAUGUUGACUGUCUGCUGUUUUUGUUACAUUAACAAAAGAGUAACAGCAUCCGUGGCACAUUGUAUGAUACUGCAUGUGUGAGAGGUUAAGUGUUAGGAGAGAUUGUCUCUGUAUUUUGUACUCAAAUAAACCAGGCCUUUUUUAUUAAUUCUAUCGGU
Molecule: messenger RNA, 2618 nt
Organism: Perca fluviatilis (European perch)
Lineage: Eukaryota; Metazoa; Chordata; Actinopteri; Perciformes; Percidae
Product: LHFPL tetraspan subfamily member 2a protein-like
Exons: 3
Coding region: 433-1101 (222 amino acids)
Cellular component (GO): membrane
Source: RefSeq, a predicted model, not a curated record